This is a messenger RNA of Lolium rigidum, 1388 nucleotides long. RefSeq names its product GDSL esterase/lipase At4g10955-like. The transcript has 2 exons. NCBI's taxonomy places the organism in Eukaryota, Viridiplantae, Streptophyta, Magnoliopsida, Poales, Poaceae. Bases 1 to 1134 code for a protein of 377 amino acids. The record is from RefSeq and is a predicted model, not a curated record.
AUGGCUAAGCCGGUGCCGAGCAAGAAAGCCGGCAACGCAGCAUCGGCGGCGGUGGUGCCAGUUUCGAAUCCGUUCGACUUCCAUGUGUAUGGCCCCCGCAAGCUCUCGUUCACGAGCUGGAAAGAUCUUCUUAGCUCAAGCUGGAAGAACCCCAACUAUAGGCGGAUGGUGAUCGCGUGCUUCAUCCAGGGAGCGUACAUGCUGGAGCUGGACCGGCAGGAGAAGCGCGACGAGCGCACCGGCCUCGCGUCGCAGUGGUGGCGUCCGUUCAAGUACAGGCUCGUCCAGGCGCUCGUCGACGAGCGCGACGGCUCCAUCUACGGCGCCGUCCUCGAGUGGGACCGCCAGGCCGCGCUGUCGGACUACAUCCCGUUCCGCCCCACCCGCGCGCCGGCCGCCGUGGUGGCGCUGCGCGGCACGCUGCUCAAGGCGCCCACGUUCCGCCGCGACGUCGUGGACGACCUCCGGUUCCUCACCUGGGACAGCCUCAAGGGCUCUGUCCGCUUCGCCGGCGCGCUGGCGGCGCUGCGGGACGCCGCGCGCAGGUUCGGCGUGGGCAACGUGUGCGUGGGAGGGCACUCGCUGGGCGCCGGGUUCGCGCUGCAGGUGGGCAAGGCGCUGGCCAAGGAGGGCGUCUUCGUGGAGUGCCACGUCUUCAACCCGCCGUCCGUGUCGCUGGCCAUGAGCCUCAAGGGCUUCGCCGAGACCGCCGGCGAGCUGUGGGGCCGCGUGCGCGCCUGGAUCCCCUACAUGGGCACGCAAGCGGCCGACGCGGGCAGCAACAGUGAGAGCGAGGCGAAGGCGUCGCUGGCGCGCGCGGGGAUGGCGAAGUGGCUGCCGCACCUGUACAUCAACACCAACGACUACAUCUGCUGCUACUACAGCGACGCGGCGAGCGGGACGGCGACCGUCGCUGUCGGCAGCGGGGGCGGGAGCGGCACCACCAUGGCCGGAGUGGCGAGGAUGCUGGUUGUUUCCAAGGGGCCGAGCAAGUUCCUGGCCGCGCACGGGCUGGAGCAGUGGUGGGCUGACGACGUCGAGCUGCAGGUGGCGCUCAACCACAGCAAGCUCGUCGACCGCCAGCUAAGGUCGCUCUACGCCCAGCCGCCCGCCGCACCGGGCGCCGGAAGUUAGGCUUCUGAGACAGCAGUGUACUGGUGUUACUUGAUCUUGUCGAAGGCUGGGUAAUUAUGCCACGCAAAUCGACCGUUCAUAUAGCACAGAAAAGUUCAUCCGCUCUCAACUUUGCAACUGAGUUUAAUUCGCGGGACACUUCUAUUUCCACUUGGUCAACCCGACCAAUCCAUCACGGCCGUUAUCGAAAAUUCGAGGCUAAAACUCAAAUAAGUAGGUUUCUCUCAAACCAUUGUCAAACCGAGUUGAAUAUU